Messenger RNA from Trametes versicolor FP-101664 SS1, 1617 nucleotides. RefSeq lists its product as uncharacterized. Lineage: Eukaryota; Fungi; Basidiomycota; Agaricomycetes; Polyporales; Polyporaceae. Bases 1 to 1617 code for a protein of 538 amino acids. The record is from RefSeq and is a predicted model, not a curated record. The transcript has 3 exons.
AUGUCUGUUGCCGCCCACUACGUCGCCGCCGCCGUCCCCGACGCCCGCUAUGCCAACCACUACGACCCCGUCCCGUUCUUCUCCUACGCCCAGCCCUCACUCAACGCCGUCGCCAACGACGCCCAGUACACCCUCGGCACCGGCUCCUCCGGCGCCGCCUAUGUUUGGGACGCGCACGAACCCGCCGUCCAAUCACCGUCCUCGUACUCCUCUGCUUCCGCGAACGCCUACCACUCCGCCGCCGCCCCGCCGGCCUCGUCCGGCCACUCCUCCGUAACCGCGUCCUUUGCCUACAACGCCCCGCCCGACUACGCCUCCCACCGCUCCUUCUCCUCCAACGUCUCCCGCGCAGCCCCCUCGCACCACCCCAACGCGUCCACACCCUCGUCGUCGUCGUCAGCAGCGGCCACUGCACGCGGCUCGUCGUCUAGCCACCGUGGCAGUUCGUACUCGUCCGGCGCCCGGUCGUACUCGUCGCUCGCCGCCGCCGCAACCACCAACGCGUCCAACUCCACCUCCUCGACCCCCCGUCUCCAAAAUGCCUCCUGGGACAACGCCGCGCUGUACACCAUAGACCCUGCCGACCCGGUGUCCCACUCGCCCUCCCAACAGCACGCAUACAGCCGCGGCUCGACGACGUCCUCCGUCCCCGCGACGCCCGUCUCGCCCCCGAUCAAGGAGGAAGACCCGGAGGGCGAGUUCAUCAUCGAGGUCUCCGUGCCCGCCGACCCCGUCCCCAGCUCGAUGCCCGAGGUGCCCCUCCGCGCGACGCACGCCCCGCCGAAAAUGCGCAGCAUGAUGUGCUCGUUCCGCCUCGAGAGCUUCGCGAUGCACGACGGCAUCCGCUCCGCCGCGACGCAGCCGGGUCCGGGGGGAAUCGUCGUCGGGCCGCUCAGGGAGCAGCCGAUCGAGUUCGAGUGGCAGGCAGACCUCGUCGAGCCGCUUAUUCCCCAGGAGGAGGACGCGUACCGGUACGGCGUGACACAGGGAAAGGCGCGCGCACAGGUCGGGUACGGGGCGGCCCACUCGCCCCCGUCCCCGAGGAGAACGGGCGGCGGGAAUGAAGGUAUGAUGAGGAGCCCACGCACGGGCAGGACGAGGGCGGAUUCCUACACGGCGGCGGGGACGGCGUCCCCCGCGCUCAGCCUUGACUACCCCCAGCAAGUUGACAGCGGGGACGCGUGGGACGCGUCUUCCGGGUACGGUUCCGUUGCGGACAACGGCUCUGGGAGCGGAGCGACGUCGGCGAGUCCGACGUUUGCCCCAAUCAUGACCCCCGCGCAGUCGCUGGGCUGGAGUCUCCGCUACCAGUCCGGGGACGUCGACGGGACGGUGGAGUCUUCGGCCGGGUACCAUCGGCAGCAGACCGUCACACAGCCAUCCCUGUCCCGCGUUUCGCAGUCGACGAGCCGCUACGGAAUGUAUGGCGGCUCGAGCAGCGUGGCGAAGACGUACCAGCCCGAGCAACAAGCACAUUACGGGUACGACAGCAGCGGAUACCCCCGUAGCAGCGGCGGCGGAUCGAGCUCGGGCAGGUACAACGCGGAGGUGUACGCGUCCUCCGGCUCGUCCUCGUCGUGGUACCUUCGGAGCGGUGCUGAUUGGGGCGUUGUUUAG